GGUCGCUUUUUAUUCACAAUCUUUCACGUUUUAUUCACAAUUUCUAAAAAGUUUAGUAAUUUAAUACAAUCGAACGUAAGCCGGCCCUCUGUUUCAACGUCUUAGGAAGUUUUUUGACUGCAAGAAAUCCAUGCACCCAAUUACAGUUGUCACUCUUUUUCAUAGAUAGUGCUCCGUAUCUCUCUUUCUUCUCUCUCUCUCUCUCUCUCACUGUAUAAAUAUAUAUACUACAUAUAUACACACACACACUUACUAGCUUUCAUCGAGAGAAUUAGACAUCAAAAUACGCAUCAGAAAUGGAAGAAGAAAUUCCCCAGCACCCACCGGAGAAAAUUCUCAGAGCAGCGUUAUCAGAGCUAAAAACACAGCAAGCAAUUGCAUGUCCAUUGAUGGCGAUGAACUUGACAUGGUUUGCCAAGAUAGCCAUCACCACAGCGUUUCUGGGUCGGCUAGGUGAGGUGGAGUUAGCCAGCGGGAGUCUUGGGUUCAUGUUUGCAAACGUGACUGGUUUCUCAGUCUUAAACGGUCUAUGUGGUGCCAUGGAACCCAUCUGUGGUCAAGCUUAUGGAGCAAAGAACUUCAAACUCCUUCACAAAACUCUCGUAAUGAUGAUCACUUUACUACUACUAACAUCACUCCCCGUUUGUUUCUUAUGGCUAAAUGUCGAUAAAAUCUUGAUUUGUUUCGGCCAACAAGAAGACAUUUCUAUCGAAGCAAAAAAGUAUUUGAUCUGUCUGUUACCUGAUCUCAUGAUAACCUCGUUUUUAUGUCCCCUUAAGUCGUAUUUAAGUUCACAAAGCAUCACAAUCCCAAUCAUGUUCACUUCUGCUCUUGCGGUUAUCCUCCAUGUCCCUGUUAACAUCUUCCUUGUAAAAACUCGGGGGUUUGAGGGGGUGGCAAUGGCGAUCUGGGUGACCGAUCUGGUGGUGGUUGUAAUGCUGGCGGUUUAUGUGGUGGUGGUGGAGUUUAAAAAGGGUGGCGGGACAUGGAAAGAAGGCGGAUGGAGUGACCAAACAUAUGAAGAUUGGGUUCGGUUAUUGAAACUAAGCGGGCCAUGUUGCCUGACCUCGUGUCUCGAGUGGUGGUGUUGGGAAAUAUUGGUUAUGUUAACCGGAAAGCUCCCGAAUGCUAAACAAGCGGUUGGAAUCAUCGCAAUUGUUCUCAAUUUUGACUAUUUACUUUUCUCGGUGAUGCUUUCGCUUGCCACGUGUGCAUCGAUUCGGGUCUCGAACGAGCUUGGUGGGGACCACGCGGGACACGCGUAUCGAGCCGUGUGUGUUUCAUUAGGGUUGGGUUUGGGUGCGGGUUUAGCCGGUGGGUUAGCCACAGUGUUGGUUAGGGGGAAUUGGGGUGGUUUGUUUAGCCGUGAUAUGGGGGUGGUGAGAGGUGUUCGGGAUGCCAUGUUGUGGAUGGGUAUUUUGGAGGUGGUGAAUUUUCCGUUGGCGGUUUGUGGCGGCAUUGUACGGGGAACCGCCAGACCGUGGUUGGCGAUGUAUGCAAACAUCAGUGGAUUUUACUUUUUAGCAUUGCCUUUAGGCGUUGUUUUAGCUUUUAAGGUUCAUAUGGGAGUCCGGGGACUUUUAAUAGGGUUCAUGGUUGGGCUUCUUUGUUGUUUAAUUUUGUUGGUGGUGUUAAUUUUGAGGAUUAACUGGACAGAUGAAGCUAAUAAAGCACAAAGGCUUGCAGCCGACUGCGAUAAAGAUGUAGGCUGCAAGGCUUCAGCAAUUGCUGACAAUAUUGCCUCAGCAUGACCAGUUUGUUGGUCAUGCUGCUGACAGCUUUAUCUGUGUAUAUAAAAUUUGAAAUUUUGAAUUUGCUUUAUCCAAAAAAUUUUGAUAAAUAUAAUAUUAAUAUUUAUCAUGAUAACUCCAAAGGAACCAUAUCCAUAUGAUUGUGGAUACUAAAUAGGAUAGCAUUAACAUUAGAUAUACAUGUGUAAUAGAGGAUUAACAUAAGAUUUGCAUUAAGUUGGGCCCACAUUGACUAAAGAAGGACAAUUAUGUGGGUGAGAAAAUGGUUGUACAUCUAGAAAGAAUGUAAUAAAGCAGUGAUUCCACUACAGCGUAUCCUUUAAGUGAUUGGUUUUAAAAAGGGAGUUAUCUAAUAACAUAACAAAAUUAGAUAUAAAAAAAUAAUGCAAUGGUGGGAGUUUUAAAAGUCAGAUAUGCAUGGUACUUUCUUAUCUGAAAUCUUAAAGUUCUAAUAUUUUGGAAGUUUUGAAGUUAUAUAAGGAAGCAUUGCUUGAUUGUAGAAAGUGAAUAUGAUAAGAUAAAGUUGAAAGAAACAAGAAUGGUGGUGAUGGUAAAUUUGAUUGUGAAGUUUUAUAAGAAUUAAUUAUCACAAAACUGAACAAGAUGAUUAAAAUGGCGAUUCCAUUUGAUACAGAAAGAGUUGGGAGUUGGUGAAGAAGUAAAAUUCUUAAUCUUCAACAAAACCUGGUUUAGAAAUUAAAGAUUGAAGUUGUUGUGCUAGUUGAUCAUUGAAGCCAAGGGUAGCCAUGAUCUUGUAUCCUGCUGCUUCCUUUUCAGACCAUACUCCAAGAAGCAGGUGAGAUGUUGUAAUUUCCCCAUCAUCACCUAAACAAAAUAAACGAUUAAAUUAUAUAUCUGAAUUAUGAUUUAUUUAGAAAAAUGUAAUGAAGAAGGUUGGGUUGCCUGAUUUGAGUUUUUGAUCAACAGCCCAAUCAAGGGCCUUUUGGGCUGCUUCAGUCAAAGGAGGAUGCUCGGGGCUGAAAAAGAAAUAGUCGGGUUUUCCAAUCAAUUUGAUGGCCUCCUCUCGCACUUUGACAAGUGUAAAUCCAUUUGCACGCAACAGUUUUGAAGCCCUAUUUGU
Molecule: messenger RNA, 2832 nt
Organism: Lactuca sativa (garden lettuce)
Lineage: Eukaryota; Viridiplantae; Streptophyta; Magnoliopsida; Asterales; Asteraceae
Product: MATE efflux family protein
Biological process (GO): xenobiotic detoxification by transmembrane export across the plasma membrane
Cellular component (GO): membrane
Molecular function (GO): xenobiotic transmembrane transporter activity; antiporter activity
Source: RefSeq, a predicted model, not a curated record